GAUAGCUUAGCGUAGCUCAUAAUUAAAUUAAUUUAUUCAUUCCAUCGUUUUCUACCCACAGCAACAACACAAUGGCUACCGAUUUGAGAAUUGAAACCAGAAAUAGUCUGAUUCUGAUCACUCCACUGCAAAUACUAUAUUACUAGCUAGCCUUCUGUAUAACUCUAUCAGUGCCAUCUUUUGACACACGAUGGCAAGAGAUUCAUCAUCACAAGUUGGUUAUGGCUACACUAUCUCAACUGUGAACAAUGAUCCUAAAGGGAACUCUUUGACUGCUGACCUUAACCUUGUCAAGACCUCCUCUGUUUUCGGACCCGACAUUCCACACCUCAACCUCGCUGCCAGUUUUGAGACCAAGGACAGGUUAAGAGUAAGGAUCACUGAUUCAAAUCACCAAAGAUGGGAAGUUCCACAACAAGUGAUUCCAAGAGAAUCCUCCCUACAUUACCCUCUGCAGCCCCUCAAGCAAAGUUCAGGCUCAGAGCAUCAUCUCCAAGAGCCAAAAAACUCUCUCGCACAUCCAAACUCAGACAUGAUCUUCACCCUCCACAACACCAUCCCUUUUGGCUUCACUGUCUCACGUAAAUCCUCCAACGACGUCCUAUUCGAUGCUGCACCAGACCCUUCAAACCCUGAAACGUUUCUCGUCUUCAAGGAGCAAUACCUGCAGCUGUCUUCUUCACUUCCAGAACAAAGAGCAUCCCUCUAUGGCCUCGGGGAACACACCAAGACCUCCUUCAAGUUGCAGCACAAUCAGACCCUCACGUUGUGGAAUGCACGCACUUCUAGCUACAACCUCGACGUGAACACUUAUGGAUCUCACCCUUUUUACUUGGAUGUUAGAUCACCAUCCUCAGAUGGAAGAGUGAAGGCUGGGACCACUCAUGGGGUGUUGCUGCUCAACAGCAAUGGGAUGGACAUUGUGUAUAGCGGUGAUCGUGUUACUUAUAAAGUUAUAGGUGGGAUUCUCGAUCUGUAUUUUUUUGCCGGAUCAUCUCCAGAAUUGGUGUUGGAACAGUACACUCAACUCAUUGGCAGGCCUGCUCCCAUGCCUUAUUGGUCCUUUGGUUUUCAUCAGUGUCGAUGGGGCUACAAGAAUGCAAGUGAUCUUGAGGAUGUGGUUGCCAACUAUGCAAAAGCCGCUAUACCCCUUGAAGUUAUAUGGUCAGAUAUUGAUUACAUGGAUGCAUACAAAGAUUUCCCAUUUGAUCCUAUCAACUAUCCACUAGAUGAGAUGAGAAGAUUUGUUGAUACUAUUCACCAAAAUGGUCAAAAAUAUGUCCUUAGAUUGGAUCCUGGUAUCAAUGUGAAUAACAAUUAUGCAACCUAUGUUAUAAGUUUGCAGGCUGAUGUCUACAUAAAGAGAAAUGGAGUCAACUACCUGGGUGAAGGUUGGCCUGGACCAGUUUACUACCCUGAUUUUCUGAAUCCUCGCAGCCAAGCGUUUUGGGGUGGAGAAAUCAAAUUAUUUCGGGACCUUCUCCCUUUCGAUGGUCUUUGGCUUGACAAGAAUGAGUUAGCUAAUCAAAUUACUUCAUCUCCAAUUCCAACUUCUAAUCUUGACAACCCUCCCUACAAAAUUAACAAUGCUGGAGUUCAACAAAUUAUUAAUGAAAAAACAGUUCCAGCAACAUCUUUCUACUAUGGUAAUAUUACUGAGUAUGAUGCCCACAACUUGAAUGGACUGCUAGAAGCCAAAGUAACUAACAAGGCUUUGGCGGAUAUAACUGGUAGAAGGCCAUUUGUUCUAAGUAGAUCAACAUUUGUAAGCUCUGGAAAGUACGCAGCUCACUGGACAGGAGACAAUGCUGCUACCUGGAAUGAUUUAGGAUACUCAAUCCCAUCAAUAUUGAGUUUUGGAAUCUUCGGAAUUCCAAUGGUUGGAGCAGAUAUAUGUGGCUUCUUGGGAGAUCCAACUGAAGAACUUUGCCGGCGUUGGAUCCAGCUGGGGGCCUUUUACCCCUUUGCAAGAGAUCAUUCAGAUAUAAAUUCCAUCAGGCAAGAGCUUUACCUUUGGGACUCAGUUGCUGCAUCAGCUAGGAAAGUGCUCGGCCUCUGUUAUCGUCUUCUCCCUUAUUUCUACACACUAAUGUAUGAAGCACAUAUCAAAGGGACACCAAUUGCAAGACCCCUUUUCUUUUCAUUCCCUGAGGAUGUCAAAACAUAUGACAUAAACUCACAGUUUCUAGUAGGUAAAGGGGUUCUGGUGUCCCCUGUACUAGAACCUGGGGUAGUCACAGUUGAUGCAUACUUUCCUGCAGGAAGCUGGUUUGACCUCUUCAAUUUCUCAAAUUCAGUGAAUGUAGAAUCAGGCAAGCAUGUCAUUCUUGAUGCACCAUCAGGUCAUAUAAAUGUGCAUGUUGGGGAAGGUAAUAUUUUGGCCUUGCAAGGAGAAGCAAUGACAACUGAAGCGGCCCGGAAGACUGCAUUUCAACUUGUGGUGGUUGUCAGUAGCAGCAGAGAUAGUUAUGGACAAGUAUAUUUGGAUGAUGGGGAAUCAAUUGACAUGGCAGGAGGUGAGGAGCAGUGGUCACUUGUAAGAUUUUAUGGUGCAUUACAGACCAAUAGAGUCUUUGUUACAUCUGAGGUCACCAAUGGAAGAUUUGCUUUGGACCAAGGGUGGAUCAUAGACAAGGUUACUUUCUUGGGGAUACCUAAGAAUGGGAGGUUUGAUAGGAUGGAUUUGGAUGGGAAUGAGUUGAAUAUUUUAAAUGGAACAGAUUCAAUGAGGAAGACAGUUGUGAAGACACAAUUUGAUAGCUCCUCUGAAUUUGUUAUUGUAGAAGCUUCAAAUUUGUCGCAGAUUAUGGGAGAGGAAUUUAAGCUGGAGAUUGAAAUUUGAGAGAGCAAAUUCCCACUAAGAAUCUUUGCUUUCUUUUGAAGAGUUCAUUCUAUGAAUCUCAGGCAGCUGAAGCCUUACAUGAAAUAAAUGUCAUCUUUUAUAUAAAAAUAAAUAUCAUAGAAUAUACUAUAAACUGGGCUAUGAAGCUCAAGUAUGAACUUAUCUGUCUACCAAUGAAUAUAGUGAUGAAUAUUACCUA
Messenger RNA from Lotus japonicus, 3041 nucleotides. Its product is annotated as alpha-glucosidase-like. Gene Ontology annotation, biological process: carbohydrate metabolic process. The transcript is spliced from 5 exons. The record is from RefSeq and is a predicted model, not a curated record. Bases 191 to 2842 code for a protein of 883 amino acids. NCBI's taxonomy places the organism in Eukaryota, Viridiplantae, Streptophyta, Magnoliopsida, Fabales, Fabaceae. Gene Ontology annotation, molecular function: hydrolase activity, hydrolyzing O-glycosyl compounds; carbohydrate binding.